Messenger RNA from Cuscuta epithymum, 2468 nucleotides. NCBI's taxonomy places the organism in Eukaryota, Viridiplantae, Streptophyta, Magnoliopsida, Solanales, Convolvulaceae. The record is from the annotation of a GenBank genome assembly.
GUAAAAUCUUCCGGUUAAAUCCCGGAGAUGAUAUCAAAUCCAUAUGUUAGAAAUUGGUGUAAUGGUGAAGUGAAAUUUUAAGAAUGCUCAAGAAGACAUCAUCCUUCUUGAAUAGACGUGCUAUUGAACAACAUUUUCUUUCUUCCAUCCGGAGUAUCCCCGCAUGUAUUUACCGUCAACUGCAAACUUUGUCCUCCUCCCCGCCAAAUGUGACAAUUCUCGAAGCUCUAUGCACAGAUGGUAACCUAACAGAAGCCUUGUUUGAGAUGGGCAAGCGAGGAAUAGAAAUGGUUUUCAAGGAUUAUAAUAUCCUGCUUAACGAAUGUAUAAAUCAAAGGGCAAUUAGAGAAGGCCAGAGGCUUCACUCCCACAUAAUCAAGACCCUUUACCGCCCUCCCGUUUUUCUUAGGACAAGGUUAAUCGUUUUCUAUGUGAAGUGCGAGAUGCUGGGUGACGCUAAAAGGGUGUUUGAUGAAAUGCCUGAGAGGAAUGUUGUGGCUUGGACUGCAAUGAUAUCUGCAUAUGCCCAGAGAGGGUACUUUUUGGAAGCUCUUAAUCUUUUUGUUCAGAUGUUGAGAUCAGGAACCCAGCCAAACGAGUUUACAUUCGCAACAGUGCUCACAUCUUGUGUUGGAACCUCUGGACUCAACUUCGGACAACAAAUCCACGGGUUAUUGAUCCAGAGUGCAUUUGAGUCCCAUCUCUAUGUUGGAAGUUCACUUCUUGACAUGUACGCCAAAUCUGGUAGUAUACCUGAAGCUCGUCUUGUGUUUGAAUGUCUACCGGAAAGGGACAUUGUUUCAUGCGCUGCCAUAAUUUCAGGAUGUGUCCAACAGGGCCACUUUGAGGAUGCUAUUGAGAUAUUCCGUAGAUUACAGAGAGAAGGAAUGACGUCAAACUAUGUUACUUAUACAAGCCUCGUAAACGCAUCAUCUGGACUUGCUGCAGUGGAACAUGGCAGACAAGUUCAUGGCUAUGUCAUUAGAAAUGAAUUGCUCUCUCAUGUAAUUCUUCAAAAUUCUUUAAUUGAUAUGUACUCCAAGUGUGGAAACCUCACCUACUCGAGGAGCAUAUUUGACAGAAUGUCUGAAAGAACCGUGAGCAGUUGGAAUGCCAUGCUUGUUGGUUACAGUAAGCACGGAAUGGGAAGGGAGACAGUUGACCUUUUCGAAAAAAUGAGGAACGAAAACGUAACUAAACCGGACAGCGUCACGUUUCUGGCAGUAUUGACGGGUUGCAGUCACGGUGGAAUGGAGGAGAAAGGUCUUGAGAUCUUCAACGAGAUGGUCAACGGGGAAAAUGAGGGUGAUGUUUGGAUGGAGCACUAUGGAUGCAUUGUGGAUAUGCUGGGACGGUCGGGUCGGGUAGAACAGGCUUAUAAAUUUGUUCAGGAGAUGCCUUUCAAACCAAACGCUUCGAUUUUGGGCUCUCUUUUGGGCGCAUGUAGGUUUCACGUGAAACCCGAAAUUGGCGAGAUCAUAGGAAACCGACUCAUGGAAAUAGAGCCAGAAUGUGGCGGGAACUAUGUUAUCCUCUCCAACAUAUAUGCAUCCGCGGGAAGGUGGGGAGAUGCAAAGAGGGUGAGGAAGAUGAUGCGAGAGAAGUUGGUGAUGAAGGAGCCAGGAGUGAGCUGGGUUGAGUGAAAAUGUGUUAAGCCGUGGUUGCGGAAGCAGGCUUUAUUUGUGGCUUUAUUGGACAUUCAGAUAAUUUUUGUCCCUUAAAUUAUGAGGAAGACUUAGUUUUAGAAAAAAGGUUUGGAAUCCAUCUUAGAGCAGGAAGCGGGGUGAAGACCAGCCCAACAGGAGGUAAUAAAUGGCUCUUGGAGGGUUCAUCGAGCUCUGGCAGAACAGGGGGAUAUACAGGAGCAUUCAAAUCAGAAGGAAAAAUUGUUGAGAAGGAGAAAGAGUCAACGAUUGAAUCAGCCCUAAGUUUUACACAAGGAGGGGAGGAGCCAAAAGAAGAGGUCUCUAAGAGAAGGAAGAUUUGGGAGACUCAGACAGAGGAGCAAGAGGAGGACACUAUGGCUUUGGAUGGGACAAAAAACGGGGAGGAGGCGGGCUUUGCUCUUUAAGCCCGUCGAAGCCGCUGACAGAGGAGUGGAGGUCGCAUGUCGAGGGAUUGUUCGAGUUUUCUGGUUGCGACGGAAGUGUUUUUUCUUUUGUUUUAUUUGCUGUUUCAGUAAUUGUUAUUUCUGUUUUGGUGUUUGUUUUUUCUUUUAUGUUCCUAUUUGUAAGACGUUGAUUUUGGAUGUGGGGGCCGGGGGGUGAGAGGACUAUGGUGACCGUUUUCGGCUUUAGAUUUUCCAUUUAUGGAUCUGCGAAUUAUAUUGCUUCUUUGGAGGUGAUUAAUUCCGAGUCUAGUUCGCGGGAUAACGGUUGUCAGAUUUCUUUUUGUCAUUUGACCCAUACUCUGAAUUAUCUGUUAUCGAUCUGAGUUGAAUUCUUCCAAAAAAAAGCUAAUAACACAUU